GAAUUACUUAACCUAAUAAAUUCACUUAUGAAUAGGCGGCUAGUAAAAUAUUGUCAUUCAUUUCAAUUUUAAUGUAAAAAUAAAAAAAAAUAUCAAAAAUGUCAAACGAAAAUUUGUUAAAAUUUCGCAAUGGUGAGAAUAAAAAAACAAGAACCGGACGAUGGUUUGACUACUUUGCAACGGUUGGUGGACGCAAAAUGUCGAGGACACUUAUGGGCGCUGUAUCUCUUGGAAUUCCUUUUAUGCUCAACUCUUAUCAAACACUUUUUAUCGACUAUUAUCUGGAUUUUAUUCGACUCUAUCGACAUGGGUUGAAAGUCGAAGUGCCAGAAGAGAUAGAACUGUUAAUUGAUCAAGCAGCCGAUCGGGUGAAAUUAACAACAGUUCAUGCCACUCAUUUAAAAUCAUUUAUGGUUUCUGGAUUGGACAUUAAAACAUGCGGCUCAUUGAACUCAAUACACCACGGUUUUAUUGGAAUACCGGUAAAUUAUUUGUACGAUUCGGAACUUGACAUCGAUAAAAUGAAUUUGAAAUUGAGAACGGAAUCAAUUGAUUGGGAUAGCAAAUGUGGUGAAUUAUUAGAAAAAUCGCUGAUUUUAACGGAAAAGGAAAAAAUGUUUGGAAUCAUUCGAUCAAUACUUGAAUUACGCAAUUAUAAUCAUGUACAUAAUGCGUUCAUACCGUUUUUCUUGUGCUUCGGACUGUAUACAACAGCUCAAGCCAUCAACCAAAAAUAUAAACUAUUCCUAAUCCCAAGAGCUGGGCGGGGACUUAUUUAUGGUGCUCUCGCCGUUUUUACAUACGGUCUUUAUUCGGUCAUUACAGACACAAUUCGAAUGUCACAAAUGUUGCGGGUCGACGAUAAACUUACAUCAAUGGGAUCAGAUGUUAUCGAAGGCGGAAUUGGAUUCUAUGAAAAAAUGUUGAACCGUAACAUUGCAAUGCGUGAAUUGAGCGGAAAGGACUUGUUCUCGGUGAAAGGAAACGAAUAUCCUGGCCUUCUUCGAUAUAAUGCUCUUCCGUUGACAAAACGAAAGAAGAAUCUUGAAAUUGCACUGGAAGAAGCUCGCAAGAAGGAAAAAGAAGCAGAGAAUAGCAAAGGCACUGAUAGUACACCAACUGAAUGACACCCAAAGAAAGACGUCAUUUUUUUCGUUAAAUAAAAUGCAUUCAAAUUUGUAUUGUUUAUUUAGUCAAAAUAAAUUAUAGACAAAAAUUUA
Messenger RNA from Contarinia nasturtii (swede midge), 1220 nucleotides. Its product is annotated as transmembrane protein 177. The transcript has 5 exons. The coding region runs from base 99 to 1127 and encodes 342 amino acids. Lineage: Eukaryota; Metazoa; Arthropoda; Insecta; Diptera; Cecidomyiidae. The record is from RefSeq and is a predicted model, not a curated record.